AUGUCAUCAGAUGGCCAGGGAAUGUCAACUAUGGAUGUCACGAUGACAGAAGAGACAAAUAAAAUAGGAAACAUGAUCAAAAACAACGAGAUGACAGAUUCUGACGUCCCCAAAGUGCAGCCGAAGGUUCAGAAUUUUGAGAUGCCUGCCUUCGUCGCUCCGGAUAUGGUUUUUUAUGAACCAAUUUCAUCUGUGAGGUUAGUUAAUUUUUGA
This is a messenger RNA of Caenorhabditis briggsae, 213 nucleotides long. The transcript is spliced from 3 exons. Lineage: Eukaryota; Metazoa; Nematoda; Chromadorea; Rhabditida; Rhabditidae. The coding region runs from base 1 to 213 and encodes 70 amino acids. The record is from RefSeq and is a predicted model, not a curated record.